ACUACCGCUUACUCAUUGCGGAAAACGUGAAAGAAACUUCUAUUGCCGCCUGUCUGCUACUAAAUUGAUUGUUUUUAACUAAUAUUAGCGUGUGACUGCAAAUAACAUCACUUAAAUAUGCAACCACAAAUUGUGCUCCUCAAGGAAGGCACUGACACGUCGCAGGGCAAGCCUCAGCUGGUGUCUAACAUCAAUGCGUGCCAAAUGAUUGUGGAUGCUGUGCGUACCACUUUGGGUCCGCGCGGAAUGGAUAAAUUGAUUGUGGAUGGCAAUGGUAAGGCGACAAUUUCCAAUGAUGGCGCUACAAUUAUGAAACUGCUUGAGAUUGUCCAUCCCGCUGCCAAGACACUGGUGGACAUUGCUAAGUCACAGGAUGCAGAGGUUGGAGAUGGCACAACAUCUGUAGUGUUACUGGCGGGCGAGUUCCUAAAGCAGGUGAAACCUUUCGUAGAAGAAGGCGUGCACCCACGCAUCGUAAUCAAGGCCAUUCGAAAGGCGCUGCAGUUGUGCAUGGAUAAGAUAAACCAAAUGGCCGUACGCAUCGAGAAACAGUCAAAGCAGGAGCAACGUGCUCUGCUAGAGAAGUGCGCCGCAACGGCCAUGUCCUCCAAGCUGAUACAUCAGCAGAAGGAUUUCUUUUCCAAAGUCGUUGUGGACUGCGUGCUCUCGCUGGAUGAGCUACUGCCACUAAACAUGAUUGGCAUCAAGAAGGUAACCGGUGGCUCCUUGGAGGAGUCCCAGCUGAUUUCUGGUGUAGCUUUCAAAAAGACUUUCUCAUAUGCUGGCUUUGAGAUGGCUCCCAAAUCCUAUGCUAAAUGUAAGAUUGCCUUGCUUAACAUCGAAUUGGAACUAAAAGCUGAGCGCGACAAUGCCGAGAUUCGUGUAAACAAUGUCAAAGAGUACCAGAAAGUUGUGGACGCCGAGUGGCAAAUACUCUACAACAAAUUGGCCAAAAUUCACGAGUCUGGCGCCAAUGUUGUGCUCUCCAAGCUGCCCAUUGGCGAUGUGGCCACACAGUAUUUCGCCGAUCGUAACAUGUUCUGCGCCGGCCGUGUGCCCGAUGAGGAUCUCAAGCGCACGAUGAAAGCAUGCGGUGGUGCCGUUAUGAGCACGGCCAAUGAUAUCGAUGCCAAGGUGCUCGGUCUAUGUGAACACUUUGAGGAGCGUCAAGUUGGCGGCGAACGCUUCAACUUAUUCCAAGGCUGUCCGAAUGCGAAGACCAGCACGCUUAUACUGCGUGGAGGCGCUGAGCAGUUCUUGGAAGAAACUGAGCGUUCACUGCACGAUGCCAUUAUGAUUGUCCGUCGCACAAUUAAGCACGACUCGGUAGUUGCUGGCGGCGGUGCCAUCGAAAUGGCUUUGUCCAAGGUGCUCCGCGAUUACUCACGUACCAUUGCUGGCAAGGAACAACUGCUGAUUGCAGCGAUUGCCAAGGGGCUGGAGAUUAUACCGCGUCAAUUGUGUGACAAUGCCGGUUUCGAUGCGACCAAUAUUCUUAACAAGCUGCGUCAGAAGCACGCACAGGGUGGCCAAUGGUAUGGUGUUGACAUCACCAAGGAGGACAUUGCCGACAACUUUGAGUUGUGCGUGUGGGAGCCAUCUAUCAUCAAGAUAAAUGCGCUCACUGCUGCUGCAGAAGCCGCUUGCAUGAUCCUCUCCGUGGAUGAAACAAUUAAGAGUCCCAAGGCCGAUGCGCCACCAAUGGCAGGAGGUGGUAUGGGAAUGGGUCGCGGCAUGGGCAGGCCCAUGUAAAACAAACCAACAAACACAAAUACACACUUUAAAUAGAGGAACAACUUACAUACUAAAACAUAAAACACACAAUCAAAGCGUUCGCAAAUUUCACUUGCAUUUCUCGUAUAAUUUAACCCACGUACACAACAUGUAUUAUUGGUUUGCAGGCUUCUUUGUUGCACCAAUUGUAUAACUGACCUAAGUCUACAAAUGUUUAAUAAAAAGGAAACAUGUAUUUUUCAUAACACACUCAUAAAAUCAUGUAUAA
Molecule: messenger RNA, 2002 nt
Organism: Drosophila busckii
Lineage: Eukaryota; Metazoa; Arthropoda; Insecta; Diptera; Drosophilidae
Gene: CCT7
Product: T-complex protein 1 subunit eta
Exons: 5
Coding region: 118-1752 (544 amino acids)
Biological process (GO): protein folding
Cellular component (GO): chaperonin-containing T-complex
Molecular function (GO): ATP binding; ATP-dependent protein folding chaperone; ATP hydrolysis activity
Source: RefSeq, a predicted model, not a curated record